Salpingoeca rosetta is the source of this 4248-nucleotide messenger RNA. RefSeq lists its product as uncharacterized. The transcript is spliced from 35 exons. Gene Ontology annotation, cellular component: cytoplasm; centrosome. Lineage: Eukaryota; Choanoflagellata; Craspedida; Salpingoecidae. Gene Ontology annotation, molecular function: microtubule binding; dynein light intermediate chain binding. The coding region runs from base 317 to 4219 and encodes 1300 amino acids. Gene Ontology annotation, biological process: cytoskeleton-dependent intracellular transport; cytoplasmic microtubule organization. The record is from RefSeq and is a predicted model, not a curated record.
UUGCCUUUCAGGAAGUCAAAUUUGCCCUCAAACAAAAACAAGGCACGAAGAAGAGAGGGAAAACAGACAAGAAGAAGAACAAGCACAACGCGCAAAGCUGUCGCUUGUUCGAGCGCGAAUCAGCAUCUCACACACGACGAACCUCGGCAAGCGACGCCAGCAACAGGGACUUGCUCUUGGUGUGCUGCUUCUGCUGCCCGUCCCUGUCGGCCGCACGCUGUUGCUCGCGCGUUGAGCACACGGCCACUACAACUUCGACUACUUCGACUACUUCGACUACCACGACCCACAAACGACAGCAGGCCACCCCUUCAGCAUGUCGCUCAGCUUACAGCGAGAUGUCGUCUCCGAUGAUGACAUUGACACGUUCAUGGCUUCGCCGCUCGUGGCCUGGCUGAAAGGGCUGGCGAAGGAUACAUCCACAGGGCUGAACAGCUUCUCGGAUCUGGUGGAUGGCAUCUUCCUGAACGAAGUCGCCUGCGUCCUGGACGAGGACUUCUUCGGGGACUACAUUGGCGGGGUGGAGGAGAACGUGGAUGGCGACACCGACAAGCAGAACACGAACCUGAACCUGCUGCUGGAGUCGCUCACAAACUACUAUCAGGACCAUCUUCACAGCGUGCUCGUGCUUGAACUGCCAAUUCCCGCCACCAUCACCCGCAAACCCCUGCUCGCUGCUGGUCUCGAGUCGAUUCGCCGCUUUAUUGUCCUGCUUCUCGGCGUGUCCGUCAAAUGCAGCGCAAAGGAGCGCCAUGUUGAGUACAUGCAGUCUUUCGACUCCGCAACUCAGGUGACGCUGAUGGCGGCCAUUCAGGAAGUGCUCACGGGCGUCGUCGACGUCUCCUUCGAUCUUGAGGACGCGCCCCGCGAACACCUGGCGAGUGCUCUGACGACUGCGCUGCAGCGGCUGAACGAAGCUGUUGCUGAUCGCGACAAGCAGUCGCAGCACCUCGAUAACACACUUGCAAUGAUGGAGGCAAAGCAGCCCUCCUCUCGCGGUUCAAGCCGGCACCGCACAUCCGACACGAGUGUGGGCAGUGUGCGAGAUCUUGAGUACCGCAUGCAGCUGCUACGCGACGAACUUGAGGACAAGGACCGCAUGCAGCGCGAUGUGACAGACGCAAACCGGAAGUUACGAUCAGAGAACAACGAGCUCACAUCAAAGGUGCGCGAGCUGUAUGUGCUGGUGGAGGACACACAGAUGUUGAAGGACGAGCUCGACGAGUGGCGGCAGAAGGGAAUCGACACCGAGAAAACGCAGCGCGAGCUCACAAAAUGCAAGGAAAAGUUGGAGGAUCAAGAAUACUUGCUGCGACGCAUCGAGGACCUGCAAGAGCAAUUGAAUCUCUCGAUUGAGCGAAACGAGCGACUUCGCGGCGCCCUGCACAACGCAGAGGAAACACAGCGCAUCUCAGCGUCGCGGGAGAGCGAAAACCGCAUGUUGGAGGCGCAAAUUAAGGAGUUGACACACACGCAGGACAGGCACUUGAAGCGCAUUCGUGAAAUCACCUCUCAAUCCGUCAGGCUGGAGGAGGAAAACAAGCACCUGAAAAGCAAGGUUGCAAGGCUAGAAACAACAGCAUCUUCGAAGCCGGAGGAGGGCGGGGUGGCGGUGUCGUCGUCGUCGUCACCAUCACCGUCUGAUGCGACGGAGAGCAACCGCGUGCGCAAACUGGAGGACGAGAACGAGAAGCUGACUGCGCAGCUGAAGCGGCUGCACACAUCCACAUCCACGGAGGAGGCAGACACGGAUGCUCUCAAGGAGGAGCGCGAGCGCCAGCAACGCGAGAUCAGCAAACUUACCGCCGAGCUGACAUCGAGUGAACAGCAGAAUGAGGAGCUGCGGCUCCGCGUCAAAGAGCAAACGGAACAGCUGGCCAAGGCCCAGGAAACGGUGACGUCAUUGCAGGAGCAGGUGGCGUCACUCAAGUCGAACGCGGCCUCUGCCUCCCCGCUCAGCAUCGAGAAGAAGCUUGGGGAUGUGUUUGAGCGCGGUGUUCGACUUAAGGACGGGCGCAUCAAGACGCUGGAGGCGCGGCUCAAGGAGGCAACAGAACACAACGAACAGCUCAAGCAGGACAUGGCGCUUGCGAAGCGGCACAUUGAGCUGUUGCGCUCUGCUGCCAGCCGACGAGACAGCUCGCCGCUCGCCACGCGUCGUGCCCCGUCAUCCAGCAAGCUCUCAAGCGCAACCGGCAGUCCCCUCGUCUCGCAGACAGACCGCGCCACCAAAUCUUCCUCCCAAUUCGCAUUCGAUGGCGCAAGCGAGCAGUCGUCACCUGUGUCGGCCGUGUCGCUGUUGCAAGCAGAACUGAGUGCACUGAAGAGCGAGAACAGCAUGCUCAAGCAGUCCCUCGAGGCAGCACGCGCAACAUCAUCAGACACGAACGAGGUUGUUGGUCUUCGCGAGAAACUAGACAACAUCAGCAACAUGAAUGAGAUGCUUGUGAGCGAAUGCGACAAGUUGCGACGACAGGCGCGCACACUCGAGCGGGAAGCACACAAGCAUCGCGCGGCGGAGUUGAAGCAGCAGGACAAAGUGAAGCUGCUGACGAAGAUCAAGGCCAGUUUGGAGGCAGAGAACGCGUCAUACGUGGAGAAACUUAACAGCUUGCUGAAGCAAAACCAAGACCUGCUUGUGAAGUCACUGCAGAGCACCACGCAGCUGAAGGACAAGGAGGAAGAGUUGCGACAGCAGGUGCACAACUGGACAAAGGAGCGCGAGGCGUUGACGGAUGAACUGGAACAGGCCCGAAGCAAGAAGAAGCUCUUUCGAUUCUUCAAAAAGAAGGGCAAGAGUGGCGGUUCAACCACACCAGAUCCAGCCCCAUCGACGCGCUCCCCUGAUCUCCACAACGGCGGGGACGAGAGCGGGUCGUCCACGGCCAACGCGUCGCCGGUGAUGAUUGCAAAGCGCUCCUCCAUCGCAGACAGCGGCGACAUCUCAACCUCGGACCCGGAGCUGUACAAACACAGCAUGGAGGAUGUGGCGGGGGCAGCAAAAACACGCGCGCGCGCUGACACGAUGCACCGCAGUGACGCUGGUCGCGCGCACCAUCAAACGCACAGUCGGGACUCGAGCGAUGUGCAGACGGUAAACGAAUUCCUACAGGAACAAGCGCAGCUGCAACAACAAGAGGAGCUGCACGCGCAAGACGUACAGGAGGUGUUUCAACAACCACAACCACAAGAAUCACAACCACAGCCACAACAGCAGCCGCAAGGGGAGCUCCCGGCCAUGUCCAAUGGCCACCACCAGCAGCAUAUGGCGACGAGUGGAAGCGCCCUUAACCAGAGCAUUGGGUCAAACAGCAGCUUCCGAACACGCGCAAGGACAGCGCUGGACGUGUUCAUUGGCGCGGAUCGUCCGUCCACUGCACCCGAAGUUGGCAUGGACGAUGUGACACACACGUCCGUGAUGACGCCAUCGUCCUCGGCGCUGUCGGCGUCGUUUUCCGGCGCACCGGCCCUGGACGCCACCUUCCCGAUGGGGAAAGGCCGCAGCCGCGCGUACACGGGCGCAAAGCCGACGGAUGGUGACGGACGCAGGCAGCGCCAUCGCAGUGGAGAGCGCACGCGCAAGUCACCGUCACACCGCAGCCGUGAUCGCGGGGACCGACGAAGACACACGCACGCGUCUCGCAGCAGCGACGCCGGCCGUGGUGAUGGCGGCGAAGCGGACGAACACACGCCAUCGCGCUCUCGCCGCAAGAAGACACCAUCCUCCUCGCGUGGCAGCGGUGUCAGUGCCGGCGGCGGUGGUGGUAGCGGCGCUAGCAAGCUGUCAUCAUCUGCGUCUGGUGCAGCGCUGGAGGGCGAAGUGCCGUUCUCGCGCACGUGGCGCUCUUCAAUCAGCGGCGCCUCCCGACGCGGCGUGCAGAUUAAGCACAAGCGGGGACUGCACAUGUCAACCUCCGCUGCGGACGAAUUGCGGGCGUCCAGUUCUCCACGUGGGCUCUACACACGCUCGCUCUCGUCUACCGCAGCGUCCGUGCUGGAUCCUUCGUCCACACAGCGAAACCGGAACGACGAAAGUGGACGCCGCCAGUCCAUUGGACCAUCAUCGCUUCUGCGCUCCUCAAACUCGUCCCACUCCACCUUGAUGCCCUCAGACAAAGGCGACCGCCGUCGCUCGAGCUCCUCUCAUCCACACGGCCCCAGCAGAUCUCGAUCGAAAACGAGAGAUGCCGGGAACUGGUUUGAGUUUGGCAAGGUCUAGCUGACACCAACAACAACAACAACAACAAC